Messenger RNA from Pseudogymnoascus verrucosus, 2631 nucleotides. RefSeq lists its product as uncharacterized. Bases 661 to 2469 code for a protein of 602 amino acids. The transcript is spliced from 6 exons. The record is from RefSeq and is a predicted model, not a curated record. Lineage: Eukaryota; Fungi; Ascomycota; Leotiomycetes; Thelebolales; Thelebolaceae.
CUACACAACUACACAACUACACAAUUACACAACUAUACAACUACACAGUACAACUCUACAGCUAUCUCCAUGUACCUCAUCACUCCAUUCUGUAUGAGACCGUACUGUUGCAUUCCAUCGGUAAUGUGACUCUUCUGCUCUGUCUUGUACUGCCGCUGUACGAUAUACAUAUCCCCAAGCAUCACUAAUGCACCAUCGGACAUCCGUCGACAAGGGAAGCGUCCCCUUACCGCCCUGCUGCCUUAUUAAUUGACUUCCUUACUGCCAUGCACCUGGAGUCUCCUCAUCCGUUCCUUCCUCCGUCCCAUCAUCCCUUGGCUCCACUAGCAAGCCCCCCCGCCCGCCACUGACUUUGUUGACCUUCAUGCCAUCUUCGCCGAAACUUCCGAUUUCCCAUGACUCUUUUUAACAUCCCUCUAUCCUCCUUCAUUAUCCCAACUCACUCCUCUCACUCACUCACUUCCCUCUCACAAUAAUACCCUACUGGAAUCCAACAUCAUCUUAUUGUCCUCUCAUCCUCUCACACCACCUAUAACAUAUUGACAAAUUGACAUAUGAUCCUUGCCUACUUACCAGACAAGCUACAGCCAUUCCCCAAAGGCCUUUGAGAGGAGGACCAUUCCUAUUCACCUAACAAUACACACUGCCAAACAGCCACACAUGAGGACCUGUCCAGAAUUUACCAAGGCAGCCCCGGCUCUGUUGGUGCUGUUCUUUGCUCUCACGGUCUCUGCACACGGGGAUGAAACCCACAUGACUGCUGAUAUGGAUAUGGGCAUGACGACCGCUGGCGCUGGUGCGCCGUUGGGCACUCCAUCCAAUGGGACGCUGGAAGUGCCUCCCAGUUACUUCCGACACCCAGAAUACUCACAUUUGAUCCUCGCUCACAUUGCUCUGAUGACAAUUGCUUGGGUCUUUGUGCUUCCAAUUGCUGUAAUGCUCUCCAUUUCCCGCUCGAGACUGAACCUCUUAGCCCAAUCUGGCUUUUUUAUAAUAAAUAUGGGAGGAGUUAUACUUGCGAUGCUCUACAACAGCAGAACGCCGGAUUUAUACCCCCACAACGCGCACCACACGAUCGGAUGGCUGCUCACCUGGGUCACCGUUGCGCAGAUAUGCUUGGCACUGAUAACAGCAUCUGCCAGGCUGGGAGGAGAGAUCAGAAGCUCCGAGGAGCAACUACCCUUUAUGCAAAGCUCGGAGCAGUCUGUGGGAGGACAUCAAUGGGCAAACGGCGCAGAGAAUGCCCCGGGAUAUCGAUUCUCGGACGAUAGCGGGCAUGGAACGGAACAGAACGACGAAUCUCUCAGAGGCAACUCGUCUUCCUCAUUGGAAGAUGACCGAGAUGUCAUGAACGGUAUAAACCGGAAGUAUUACGAGGGUGAGGGUGAUAUACUAGCUCCGAGUUCAAAACGGAGCCGACAUGCGCUCAUGAAGAGAUUGCGUGCUGUUCUUGCAGGCAAAGUUCCUUUAUAUAUCUCUUCGCGCGUAACUGGUUUACUCUGUACACUCGAGUCUAUCAUCACACGCACGAUAUUGAUACAAGGGUUUGUGGCUAUAACCACUGGAGCUGUGACAUAUGCUGGAAUUUUUCGAGGAAGGGAUGUGUUUUCUGGGCUUGCCCAUUUCAUCAAGGGAGGAGUGUUCUUCUGGUACGGAAUAUUCACGUUAGGCCGCUGGGCCGGAAGCUUUGCAGACCGUGGUUGGGCUUGGAAUAUAAAACCUAGAACUUUUGGCAAGUCGGAAAACGCGAGCACCAUCUCUGCAGAAUUUGUGGAAAGCUUCCUUAUAUUCUUCUAUGGGUCUACGAAUAUAUUCCUAGAGCACCUGAAUGCGUGGGGCGAAGCAUGGAGCGCCCAGGACAUGGAACACAUCUCCAUCACAAUAAUGUUCAUUGGGGGAGGACUGUGCGGAAUGUUAAUCGAAUCGACUGGAAUCCGAAACCUGUUGAAUAUCAACACCCCGAAAAUUUCCCCUAAUAGGCCAGUUGACAGUCCAUCUACAGAAGGCGAAGACGAGGAACCAAGCUGGCAGCCCCCCCAAAGCUACAAGAUCUCGAUGAACCCCAUUCCGGCAUUGAUGGUGCUUCUCUUGGGGAUUAUGAUGAGCUCUCACCACCAAAGCUCGAUGGUCUCGACUAUGAUCCACAAACAGUGGGGAACCCUUUUGAUGGGCGCUUCCUUUGCCAGAGGGUUGACGUAUAUUAUUUUCUACUUGUCACCACCAACGUCAUUUUUGCCCUCGCGACCACCCUCGGAGCUCAUCACAGCUUUCUGUCUCAUGGCUGGAGGUCUUGUGUUUAUGGCUAGUAGCCGUGAUACGGUUGUAUCGAUGGAGUAUAAUAACCUGGAUGCCAUGUUUGUAUUCACUGUGACAAUGGGUCUCGUGAGCUUCCUCAUGGCAUGGAUCAUUCUCAACGUUGCAGUCAAGGGCUGGGCAUUACAGAAGGAGAGGAGGCGCAAUAGACUUUAGAUAAGCGGUAUGAUAUCCUUUUGCUAGUUUUUAGAUGCGGCGACGUGAUACCAUUUGUUUUAUUCUGGGGCGAUUUUGCGGGAAACCUUAAUUUAGUUCAUGGAGGAGAGGCGGGGGAUUAGCUAGUUAGUGCAGCUAGGUCUUAAUAAUGAAUAUGGGGAU